Lactuca virosa is the source of this 1197-nucleotide messenger RNA. The record is from the annotation of a GenBank genome assembly. Lineage: Eukaryota; Viridiplantae; Streptophyta; Magnoliopsida; Asterales; Asteraceae.
AUGAAGCCCUACGAAUAUGGUUUCAGGGUGUUCAUGUUGACAUUUUCAAUAGUACUGGUGUCGGGGACUUCCCACUUCUUUAGAACAGCCGUUUCUCGAUUGUUAUUGGUUAUAGUCGGAGCAGGCAUAUGUUUUAUAGUUAACAUAUGUAUUUAUCCAGUCUGGUCUGGAGAAGAGCUGCACAAAUUGGUGGUGAAGAAUUUUAGGGGUGUUGCUACUUCCUUGGAAGAAUGUGUUAGAAGUUACCUGCAAAACGUGGAAUAUGAUAGGAUACCUUCGAAAAUUCUUGUAUACCAGGCGACUGAUGACCCUCUCUAUACGGGAUAUAGAGCAGCAGUACAGUCUACAAGUCAAGAAGAUGCUCUGUUGGGCUUUGCGAUUUGGGAACCGCCCCAUGGGCGUUAUAAAAUGUUGAGAUAUCCAUGGGGUCAAUUUGUGAAAGUUGGCGGUGCAUUAAGGCACUGUGCUUUUAUGGUUAUGGCAAUGCAUGGGUGCAUACUUUCAGAAAUACAGGCAGCAGCUGAACUGAGGAUGAUGUUCAGAAACGAGAUUCAGAGGGUAGGGAGUGAAGGUGCCAAAGUACUAAGGGAGUUGGGAAACAAGUUGGAGAAGCUGGAAAAAUUAAGCCCAAAUUUUGACCUACUUGAGAAGGUGCACGAGGCCGCAGAGGAGUUGCAAAUGUUGAUAGAUGAAAAAUCAUACCAUCUUGUGAGUGCAGCUGCUAGACAAAGACACAAAGAAUUGGAAGAUCCUGAUCAAGAGGAGACCGAGGAAGAGACCUCCACCGAAGCCCAACAAGCCCCCCAUUUGAAACAUUCUCAUACCUUCAAAAACAUCGACCGCCAUAUCACAAAUAUGUCCAUGAAUCUUCCUUCAUUUGCAAACUGGGGUUCCUGUGAUGAAGAGGCACUCAAACAGCAGUUACAGUGGCCUUCACGCCUCUCGGUUCUUGGGGACGCCGUUCUUAAUGAACGUGAGGUUAGGACUUACGAGAGUGCAAGUGCUUUGUCUUUGGCCAAUUUCACAUCUUCCUUGAUCGAGUUUGUUGCAAGGCUUCAGAAUCUCCUCAACUCUUUUCAAGAGCUUAGCGAUAAGGCAAGAUUCUCAAAUCCAACAAAUCCUCUAGAUCAAAAGGAGGAAGGGGAUGAUGUGGGCUUCUGGACACCAUUUGGCAACUGUAUGGGCUUCAACACUUGA